UCAGCGAUCCAAAAUUCUAUUUACAGUCAAAGUUCAAACACAACUAAAAUUGGUGUUCGCCGGAGUACCAAUCUCUCUCUCCCUCUGCUCUUUCUUUCUCUCUCUAAAAGACUCUGAUGGCGGUACAGUGGCUUCUGGUGGCCCAUGGGCUGGUGACACUGUUGGUAGUGGUAUCAUUUCUCUGCGGUCAGUGGCCAAUCUUCGAGGGCACUUUCAUCGAACGCAUCCAUUACUUCCUCAUCUUCGGUGCCUACGAAUAUUUCCGGCGAUUUGUUGGGUUCGUAUUUGGUUCCAGAGGCGUCAAUGCGAUCCUUUCUGCCGAGUAUUACUGCUGCGAUCGACCUAACCCUAUCUUACAGGUAUUAUAUCUGGCAAUUAUUGGAGUUACUUAUUACAUUAUUAUAAAGACUUCCUUUAGCUACAUUCCUGGGUAUUAUCUAAGUGGAGUUCACAGGUACAUAAGCAUUUUGGCAGUUGGCGUGGGUAUUCUACUCUUCCUUCUGGCUAGCUUCUCUGAUCCUGGGACUGUGAAUUCUAAGAAUGUUUCUCAAUAUAUAUCUGCUUUUCCUUAUGACAAUAUCAUUUAUUUAGAGAAAGAAUGUCCUACUUGCAAGAUUCCAAAACCUGCUAGGUCCAAGCAUUGCAGCGUAUGUGACCGGUGUGUCGCUCGGUUUGACCAUCAUUGUGGAUGGAUGAAUAAUUGCAUAGGGGAGAGAAACACCAGAUACUUCAUGGCUUUUCUUCUCUGGCAUUUCCUACUCUGUGUAUAUGGAACAGUAGCCAUUGGGUUGGUUCUUGCUGGUCAGUUGAAAGAACUAAAAGUUAUAUAUAUUCUAACAGUUUAUUAUGGCAUUCAGAAUUCUUUUGGUAGCUUGGCUCCACAUGUUGUACAGUGGUUGUUGGGCUCCUAUAAUACACAAAUACUGCUUAUGGUGUUUCUGGCCAUAGUUUCACUGCUAUUAGCUGGUUUCUUCGGGUAUCAUGCAAAUCUCUGCCUCACAAACACUACCACGAAUGAGACUUUUAAGUGGCAAGACUACAUAAGCUGGCAGAAGAAGGUAAAUGAAGCAAAGGCGAGCACUGCAGCGUUAAAAGAGAGUAUCAGCGGAUUGAGCCAUGAAGAAAAGCCUCCGGAGAGCAAAUGGAAGGCUUUCUUCCGAAGAUCCCGCCUGGAAGAAGUGGAUGUGGUUAAGAACAACAUUUACGACAAAGGAUACUGUCACAAUUUGAGUGAGAUCAUCUUUCCGUUCUCAACAAGACCUUCAUUUUCAAAAAUGAAAUCGAAGUAGGGUUAAGAGUGGCUGUUAUUGACACGUCGCGUUUGUUUGGCUGGGACUUGGCAAGUGGUUUCGUAACGUGUAUUCUCGUGAGCCUGAUUCUCACAUGGCUGGCCAGAGUCUCACAUGGAUGGUGUUAAAAUCGGAAGUUCUUUUACCUAUUUACUCAUCAUAUUCGGUGUAUUCUAGUGUCCGUAGCUUAGUGCAGCCAUUCUUUAGUGUGAAUGUGAGGAUAUUUCUGGUAUAGAGAGAACAUUAUAUCAUGUAAAGAUAUAAUUUCCUUGGACUAAAAACAAGCGCAAAGUUUUCAUCUCUUUAGCAGUAAAGAAUUUUUUUGGCGUGCAA
Molecule: messenger RNA, 1622 nt
Organism: Cornus florida
Lineage: Eukaryota; Viridiplantae; Streptophyta; Magnoliopsida; Cornales; Cornaceae
Product: probable protein S-acyltransferase 17
Exons: 10
Coding region: 117-1289 (390 amino acids)
Biological process (GO): peptidyl-L-cysteine S-palmitoylation; protein targeting to membrane
Cellular component (GO): Golgi apparatus; endoplasmic reticulum
Molecular function (GO): protein-cysteine S-palmitoyltransferase activity
Source: RefSeq, a predicted model, not a curated record